UUUACAUGCAUUAUUCUUGGUAUCAAUCCCUUACGCAGCCAUAACAAUUGCACUAAAUUUUCUCCAUGAUCUUCUCUAAGGUAAAGAAAAUCUAAACAAGAUAAAAGAAAAUAAUCAAUAUCUCAAACAACAUUUCAACACCAGAUGGUUUUUCAACCACAUGAAACAUGGAAAUUCAAUUACAACCACAUAAAAAGCAAGAAUUUGAUGCAGAAGGAGAAGAAAAUAGGUUGCUACAAUCUGAAGAAUGUGAGACAAUACCAUUAUCUUCGCAGCAACAACCAUCUCUAUCAAUACCGUUAGACGGUGUUGAUAGAGAGGAUUGUGUAUACGCGGCGAAGGACAAAAUUCAUAUUUUUGACUUGGAGUCGAACGGUAAUACCAACGGAUCAACGGUGGUGCCACCGUUCUCAUGGAAGAAGCUCUGGCUCUUCACAGGGCCGGGGCUUCUAAUGAGCGUGGCGUUUUUGGAUCCGGGUAACUUGGAAGGAGACUUACAAGCCGGUGCGAUCGCAGGGUACUCGUUGCUAUGGCUUUUAAUGUGGUCCACCAUUAUGGGGCUCCUGAUACAACUUCUAUCUGCGAGGCUCGGUGUUGCCACGGGGCGACACUUGGCGGAGCUUUGUAGGGAGGAGUAUUCCAAUUGGGCUAGGCUAGUUUUGUGGUUCUUAGCUGAGUUGGCUUUGAUUGCUGCUGAUAUUCAAGAGGUUAUUGGUAGUGCUAUUGCUCUUAAGAUUCUUAGCCAUGGUGUUCUUCCCAUUUGGGCUGGUGUUGUAAUCACAGCCUUUGAUUGUUUUUUCUUUCUAUUUUUGGAGAAUUAUGGAGUGAGGAAGUUGGAAGGUGUUUUUGCUGUUUUCAUUGGAACUAUGGGCUUUUCUUUUGCAUGGAUGUUCUUUGAUACAAAGCCAAAUGAAGAAGAACUUCUUAUGGGUCUUUUGAUCCCAAGAGUUAGCUCAAAAACACUUCGCCAAGCUGUGGAAAUCGUAGGCUGCGUAAUAACCCCACACAACGUAUUUCUCCAUUCAGCGUUAGUACAGUCAAGAGACAUAGACAUACGAAACAAAGGCCAAGUUCAAGAAGCUCUAAACUACUACUCAAUCGAAUCCUCAAUUGCACUUUUAAUCACAUUAAUAAUCAACCUAUUCGUAAUAACAGUUUUCGCUAGAGUAUUCUAUGGUACAGAACAAGCCAAAGACAUAGGACUAGUAAAUGCAGGACAAUAUCUUGAAGAAAAAUAUGGUGGUGGAUUUUUCCCAAUCCUUUACAUUUGGGGCAUUGGUUUAUUAGCAGCAGGACAAAGUAGUACAAUUACAGGUACUUAUGCAGGACAGUUUAUCACUGAGGGAUUCUUAAAAUUGAACAUAAAAAAAUGGUUGAGGGCAUUGAUUACUAGAAGCUGUGCUAUUGUUCCAACUAUGAUUGUGGCAAUUGUUUUUAAUACUUCAGAAGGUUCUUUGGAUACUUUGAAUGAAUGGCUUAAUGUGCUUCAAGCUAUUCAAAUUCCUUUUGCACUUAUUCCUCUUCUUACUUUGGUGUCUAAAGAAGAGGUCAUGGGCACAUUCAGAAUUGGACCUCUUUUAGAGAGGGUGGCAUGGACAGUGGUGGUGCUUGUGAUAAUGCUUUAUGGAUAUAUGUUAUUAGAUUUCUUCCUAUCUGAAGUGAAGGGACUAUUGUUUGGAUUUUUAGUGUUCCUUGGUGCAGCAGCAUGGAUUUCAUUUAUUGCUUUUCUUCUAAGACAUAGUGGUGCUAUUUCUUCUAUCUUUCUCAAAUCUCCGAAUUCUGAAGGCUUUUCUCUUGCAAAUUGAUAUAUGUAUAAAUACUCAACUUAGUUAUUUUUUUAAUUUUUUUUCUUU
Messenger RNA from Vicia villosa (hairy vetch), 1853 nucleotides. Its product is annotated as metal transporter Nramp3.1-like. The record is from RefSeq and is a predicted model, not a curated record. The transcript is spliced from 4 exons. Lineage: Eukaryota; Viridiplantae; Streptophyta; Magnoliopsida; Fabales; Fabaceae. Gene Ontology annotation, cellular component: membrane. Gene Ontology annotation, molecular function: cadmium ion transmembrane transporter activity; manganese ion transmembrane transporter activity. The coding region runs from base 168 to 1805 and encodes 545 amino acids. Gene Ontology annotation, biological process: metal ion transport.